GUGAUGGCACAUAGUGUUGACACAGAAAAUGGACUCGAACGGCUACUUGGUAGUUGGAGUGGUAGCUUUUGCUCUACUUUGCUCAUUCAGAGUUUCUUUGACAGAUUCAGUUCCAUUAUUUUCGCCUGUUCAUGACGCUGCUUCUUUGACUCGCAACUCUUUCCCUGCUGGCUUCAUCUUUGGGGCUGGAUCCUCAGCCUACCAGUUCGAAGGAGCAGCAAAGGAAGGUGGAAGAGGACCAAGCAUAUGGGAUACCUUCACACAUAACCAUCCAGAAAAGAUAAGAGAUGGAGCCAAUGGAGAUGUCGCCGUUGACCAAUAUCACCGCUACAAGGAAGAUGUUAAGAUCAUGAAGGAUAUGAAUUUGGAUUCAUACAGAUUCUCAAUCUCUUGGCCUAGAAUACUACCCAAAGGAAAGCUCAGUGGUGGUGUAAAUCAAGAAGGAAUCAAUUAUUACAACAACCUCAUCAAUGAGCUAUUGGCUAAUGGUGUACUGCCAUAUGUGACUCUUUUUCAUUGGGAUCUUCCCCAAGCUUUGGAAGAUGAGUAUGGUGGUUUCUUAAGCUCCCAUAUAGUAGAUGAUUUUCAAGACUAUGCGGAUCUUUGCUUUAAGGAAUUUGGAGAUAGGGUGAAGUUUUGGACUACUUUGAAUGAACCAUGGUUGUUCAGCCAGGGUGGCUAUGCAACCGGAGCGACGGCACCAGGAAGAUGUACCGGUCCACAAUGCCUCGGUGGUGAUGCUGGCACUGAACCUUACAUAGUUACACACAAUCAAAUUCUUGCUCAUGCAGCUGCUGUUCAUGUGUACAAGACUAAGUAUCAGGCACAUCAGAAAGGCAAGAUAGGUAUAACGUUGGUAAGUAACUGGUUCAUACCGCUUGCAGAGAAUAGCACAUCAGACAUAAAGGCUGCGAGAAGGGCAAUUGACUUUCAAUAUGGAUGGUAUAUGGAACCAUUAACAAAAGGAGAGUAUCCUAAAAACAUGCGAGCCCUGGUGGGAAGUAGAUUGCCUAAGUUCACCAAAUGGCAAGCCAAGCUAGUGAAUGGAUCAUUUGAUUUUAUUGGCUUAAACUAUUACUCCUCUGGUUAUAUUAAUGGUGUCCCUCCAAGCAACGACAAACCCAAUUUUCUAACAGAUUCUCGCACCAACACUUCAUUUGAACGCAAUGGAAGACCCCUAGGUCUAAGGGCCGCUUCAGUUUGGAUAUACUUUUAUCCAAGGGGACUUCUAGAUCUUCUGUUAUAUACCAAGGAAAAAUACAAUAACCCUUUGAUUUACAUCACCGAAAAUGGUAUGAACGAAUUCAAUGAUCCAACCCUUUCCGUGGAAGAAGCUCUCAUGGAUAUUUAUCGAAUUGAUUAUUAUUAUCGUCAUUUCUUUUAUCUUCGAUCAGCAAUUAAGGCUGGCGCAAACGUUAAGGGAUUUUUUGCAUGGUCAUUUUUGGACUGUAAUGAAUGGUUUGCAGGGUUCACUGUUCGGUUUGGAUUAAACUUUGUAGAUUACAAAGAUGGCUUAAAAAGGUACCCUAAGCUUUCUGCUCAAUGGUACAAGAACUUUCUGAAAAGAAACUAGUGUUAGACCCACCGUUUGAAAGCUAUGCAGCACCUAAAAACGGUUAGGUUAAGCUCAAUGUUUGUAGUUGUAGCUAAUUCCACGUAUAAGUCAUUAGGUUGUUGUUUUCUGUUAGAAUAAUUUCAUGGCACACUACUAAGUGUCCUGCACCAGCACAGCUAUAAAUUAAUAUGUUAUAGCUGAUCCUUCAUGUAUCGGUUUGAUUUUGAAUGUUAUCUCAGAAUUAAGAUUCAGUUUCAGUUUCAACAAUUA
Molecule: messenger RNA, 1825 nt
Organism: Glycine soja
Lineage: Eukaryota; Viridiplantae; Streptophyta; Magnoliopsida; Fabales; Fabaceae
Product: non-cyanogenic beta-glucosidase-like
Exons: 13
Coding region: 29-1573 (514 amino acids)
Biological process (GO): carbohydrate metabolic process
Molecular function (GO): beta-glucosidase activity
Source: RefSeq, a predicted model, not a curated record